AUGGCCAUGCACACGCUCGUGGACCGCCGAUGUGACGACUUCCUGGACGGGGUUUGCCUGGACAAUCUUUUGAAGAAGCCGACAGAGAGCGAUCAAGACCCGUUGAUACUCGAUCCCGAGAUUGACCAGAAGAAGCUCGAGCUCGUCUACAGCCAGAUUGCCGACUAUGUCGUGCAGCUCUCCCGGCUGGGGUUUCCGAGCAUCGGCGCAAUAUCUAAGGACUUGGGCAGCGAAUUCUUCAGGCAGCGAGCUGACGAGUUGUGGACGCAUCUCUGCACCCAACGAAACAUCUGCGAAACCAAGGAAGACGCCCGUCAAAGGUUUAUCGCCCGGCGCCGCCUCGCACAGUUGAUUCCGAAGUACUGCAUCGACUGCGACCUCUCUUUCAGGCUCUUCAGCGACGACAUAGGCCCUUUCAACAUGCUCGCCGACCCUAAGACGCUCCAGAUCACCGCCGUACUCGACUUCGAAUUCACCAACGCCAUGCCGGCCCAGUACCUGCAUGAUGUGCCCUCGUGGCUGCUGUUGGCGUCGCCGCACUGCUGGCUCGAGCGCGAUGAUAAGAUUAGCUUCGAGAAGCUCUUCGUGCCUCAGAUAGCGCGGGUAAUGCAGCGAUGGAGUUGGCGAUAG
Molecule: messenger RNA, 630 nt
Organism: Ilyonectria robusta
Lineage: Eukaryota; Fungi; Ascomycota; Sordariomycetes; Hypocreales; Nectriaceae
Exons: 3
Coding region: 1-630 (209 amino acids)
Source: RefSeq, a predicted model, not a curated record